UGGUUCGAGCGCAUCAGCAUCAUGGUGAUCCUGCUGAACUGCGUGACUCUGGGCAUGUACCAGCCGUGUGAAAACAUCGACUGCACCUCCGACCGCUGCCAGAUUCUGCAGGCAUUCGAUGCUUUCAUCUAUAUCUUCUUUGCUCUGGAGAUGGUGGUGAAGAUGGUGGCUCUGGGGAUCUUUGGCCGUCGCUGUUACCUUGGCGAUACUUGGAACAGACUGGACUUUUUCAUCGUCAUGGCAGGGAUGGUAGAAUACUCCCUUGAUCUCCAGAACAUCAACCUCUCCGCCAUCAGAACAGUGCGUGUGCUCAGGCCGCUCAAAGCCAUCAACAGAGUGCCAAGUAUGCGGAUCCUGGUGAACCUGCUCUUGGACACUCUGCCCAUGCUGGGGAACGUCCUCCUGCUCUGCUUCUUUGUCUUCUUCAUCUUCGGCAUCAUUGGCGUGCAGCUGUGGGCGGGGCUUCUGCGGAACCGCUGCUAUCUUGAGGAUAACUUCACCCUCCCCUCCGGUAUCUCACCGCCCGUUCCAUACUACCAGCCGGAGGAGGAUGACGAGCGGCCCUUCAUCUGCUCCCUGGCACAGGACAACGGCAUCAUGUCGUGUACGGAUGUGCCGACGCGACGGGAGGGCGGUACGGAGUGCUGUUUGGAUAAGGAGGACGUUUUGCAUCGGCACGCGCUGGGCCUGAGCGCCGAGCCGUUGGUAAACGGCAGUGUUUCAGCUAUGGGUCUCUGUGUGAACUGGAACCAGUACUACACCCGUUGCUUCACGGGCAACAGCAACCCGCACAAAGGAGCCAUCAAUUUCGACAACAUCGGAUAUGCCUGGAUAGUCAUUUUUCAGGUGAUCACUCUAGAGGGCUGGGUGGAGAUAAUGUACUACGUGAUGGACGCACACUCUUUCUACAACUUCAUCUACUUCAUCUUUCUCAUCAUCAUCGGCUCCUUCUUCAUGAUUAACCUGUGCCUGGUGGUCAUCGCCACUCAGUUUUCGGAGACGAAGCAGCGUGAGCACCAGCUGAUGCAGGAGCAACGUGCCCGCUGCCUCUCCUCCAGCACUCUGGCCUCCAUGACUGAGCCCGGGGACUGCUACGAGGAGAUUUUCCAGCUGGUGUGCCACGUCCUGCGCAAGGCCCGUCGACGCUCUGCUGCCCUCUACUACACCCUACGGGGCAAAGCUCCACCCCCAGGGGGAGGGAGGGGAAGGAGCAGGGGGGGUCCAAAUGUGAACGGAGGAGAGAGGCGCCACUGCCAUUCAGCUCAGGGUUCUCAGUGUCCACAUCAAAGCAAGCUGGACCACAGUUCCCAAACCCUGGACAAUGCCAUCGCACUGUCCAUCACCCCAAACCCAGAGGAGUGCCCGCAGUGCGCGGCCAGCCGGGAGGAGGAAGGGGCCCUGGAGGAGACGGACCGGGAGGAGAACCAUUUAGAGGAGAGAAUGGAGGAGGACAUGGAGGAUGAGGACGAAGAGGAAGAGGAGGAGGAGGAAGAUGGGAAGAAAAAGAAGAAGAAGAAGAAAAAGAAAAGGAAAAAGAAGCGCUCGUGUUUUGGGAUGUGUAAGGACGUGUGGGAUGAUAUGCGGGUGAAACUGUGGAGUAUAGUGGAGAGUAAAUACUUCAACCGAGGAAUAAUGAUCGCUAUCCUGAUCAACACCAUCAGCAUGGGCAUCGAGCAUCACAACCAGCCUGAGGAGCUGACCAACGUGCUGGAGAUCUGUAAUAUAGUCUUCACCAGCAUGUUCACCCUGGAGAUGAUCCUCAAACUGACAGCUUUUGGCUUCUUCGAGUACCUGAGGAACCCCUACAACAUCUUCGACGGCAUCAUUGUCAUCAUCAGUGUGUGUGAGAUCAUUGGUCAGUCUGACGGGGGUCUGUCGGUGCUGAGGACAUUCAGGCUGCUGCGGGUGAUAAAGCUGGUGCGCUUCAUGCCGGCUCUACGCAGGCAGCUGGUGGUCCUCAUGAAGACCAUGGAUAACGUGGCUACUUUCUGCAUGCUGCUCAUGCUCUUCAUCUUCAUCUUCAGUAUCCUGGGGAUGCACAUAUUUGGCUGCAAGUUCAGUCUGAAGACCGAGGCUGGAGAUACAGUUCCGGAUCGCAAGAACUUUGAUUCUCUGCUCUGGGCUAUCGUCACUGUGUUUCAGAUCCUGACUCAGGAGGACUGGAACAUGGUGCUGUACAAUGGCAUGGCCUCCACCUCCCCUCUCGCUGCUCUGUAUUUCGUGGCCCUCAUGACCUUUGGGAACUACGUCCUGUUCAACCUGCUGGUGGCCAUUUUGGUGGAGGGAUUUCAAGCCGAGGGAGAUGCUAACCGCUCCUACUCGGAUGACGACAGGUCCUCCUGCAACUUUGAGGAGACGGAGAAAGAGAAGGAUCCUCUCCAGCUGUCAGAUCCCAAAAUCUGCACCCUCACCCCCAACGGACAUCUGGAUCUGGCUAUCGCGCCCAACGCCCUGGGUGUCUACCCUGCCGAAAGGCUAACCUUCGCUCUGGGCUCGCGCAAGAGCAGCGUUAGCUCCUUGGGGAGGGCUAAUCUGGAGCAGAGAGCGCUGUGUCCAGGUCGAGGGUCCCUCUACUACAACUGGGGUCGUCCAGCCCCUCAGGGCCCGUGGAGCCGCAGGUCCAGCUGGAACAGUCUAGCCCGGCCCUCCAGGAGCCUGGCCGUGGGGGGAGGAGGCAGCCUCAGGGUCCGUGGACCGCACUCCCACGAGCAGGAGUCACUGUUAGCUCCUCCUCCUGCUCACCUGCCUCCAGCACUUCUAUCCAGACACUUCGUCCCCAGAAGGGACCGCCGGGCCCUCUCGCUGGAGCUGCCCGAGCUGCUGCCAGUACCAGGGCCCCCCCUGCACCCUCGCCAGCGCAAGAAGAGCUUCUCAGGGGCCCUGGGGAACGCCGGGGAGCAUCAGGACUGCAACGGGAAGACGCCGUCAGUCCAGCAGCACAUCCUGAGCGAAGUCUACCCACAGGUCAACACCCGCAAGGACAGAGAGGACCUGGAGGAUGAAAUCGAUUAUAGUUUGUGCUUUCGGAUCCAGAAGAUGAUGGAGGUGUACCGGCCGGACUGGUGCGAGACGCGGGAGGACUGGUCCGUCUUCCUCUUCUCCCCUCAGAACAAGUUCAGACUGUUGUGUCAGUCUAUCAUCGCUCAUAAGCUGUUUGAUUAUGUAGUGCUUGCCUUCAUCUUCUCAAACUGCAUCACUGUGGCUCUGGAAAGACCCAAAAUCAUCCAGGGCAGCUUGGAGAGGCUUUUCCUCACCAUCUCUAAUUACAUCUUCACUGCCAUCUUUGUGGGUGAGAUGACACUAAAGGUGGUGUCUAUGGGUUUGUACAUUGGAGAGCAGGCGUAUUUGCGGAGCAGCUGGAACGUUCUGGAUGGUUUCCUGGUGUUCGUCUCGCUGAUUGACAUCGUGGUGUCGAUGGCAGGUGGCGCUAAGAUCCUGGGGGUGCUCAGGGUCCUCAGGCUUCUGCGCACAUUGCGCCCCCUCAGGGUUAUCAGUCGGGCUCCGGGGCUGAAGCUGGUGGUGGAGACUCUGAUCACCUCUCUGAAGCCCAUCGGCAACAUCGUGCUGAUCUGCUGUGCUUUCUUCAUCAUCUUCGGCAUCCUCGGAGUUCAGCUUUUCAAAGGCAAGUUCUUCCACUGCCUGGGCCUGGACGUCAAAAACAUCACCAACAAGUCCGACUGCCUGCUCGCCAACUACAAAUGGGUCCAUCACAAGUACAACUUUGACAAUCUGGGCCAGGCUCUGAUGUCUCUCUUUGUACUGGCUUCAAAGGAUGGCUGGGUUAACAUAAUGUACCAUGGCUUAGAUGCAGUUGGAGUGGACCAACAGCCCAUCACCAACAACAACCCCUGGAUGCUGCUGUACUUCAUCUCCUUCCUCCUCAUCGUCAGUUUCUUCGUGCUGAACAUGUUCGUGGGCGUGGUGGUGGAGAACUUCCACAAGUGCCGGCAACACCAGGAGGUGGAGGAGGCCAAGAGGAGAGAGGAGAAGAGACUACGGCGCAUGGAGAAGAAGAGACGGAAAGCCCACAAGCUCCCGUACUACGCUAGCUACAGUCAUGCACGCCUGAUGAUCCACACACUGUGCACCAGCCACUACCUGGACCUCUUCAUCACCUUCAUCAUCUGUGUUAAUGUAGUGACCAUGUCCCUGGAGCACUACAGCCAGCCUCCCUCUCUGGAGAUCGCUCUCAAGUACUGUAAUUAUUUCUUCACCAGCACCUUUGUGCUCGAGGCUGUCUUGAAGCUCAUUGCGUUUGGCUUCCGUCGCUUCUUCAAAGACAGGUGGAAUCAGCUGGACCUAGCCAUAGUGCUGCUGUCAGUAAUGGGCAUCACCCUGGAGGAGAUUGAAAUCAGCGCAGCUUUACCCAUAAACCCCACCAUCAUCCGCAUCAUGAGGGUGCUCCGCAUCGCCCGAGUGCUGAAGCUGUUGAAGAUGGCCACUGGGAUGAGAGCGCUGCUGGACACUGUGGUCCAGGCAUUGCCUCAGGUGGGGAACCUGGGCCUUCUCUUCAUGUUACUGUUUUUCAUCUAUGCUGCACUGGGAGUAGAGCUGUUUGGAGAACUGGUCUGUAACGAGGACUACCCGUGUGAGGGCAUGAGCCGGCAUGCCACCUUUGAGAAUUUCGGCAUGGCCUUCCUCACUCUCUUCCAGGUGUCCACCGGUGACAACUGGAACGGCAUUAUGAAGGACACCCUUCGCGAGUGCCCACCAAUCACAAGCUCCAGCACCGAGGUGAACUGUAACCCCAGCCUGCAGUUCAUCUCUCCGCUCUACUUUGUGAGCUUCGUGCUGACGGCCCAGUUCGUCCUGAUCAACGUGGUGGUGGCCGUGCUGAUGAAGCACCUGGACGACUCCAACAAGGAGGCGCAGGAGGAGGCGGAGAUGGACGCUGAGAUCGAGAUGGAGUUGGCACAGGGCACUCUGUGCUGUAUGGGUGGAAUGAGUGGAGGAGGAGGAGGAGGAGGUGGAGGAGGAGGAGUAGGAGGAGGUGGAGGAGGAGGAGGAAGAGGAGUAGAUAAAGGAGAGAAGCAUGGAGGAGGCCGUGGUUCUGAAGCUCUGCCACACUCUCCAAAUCCACUGCCUGGACAGGAGGCCAACGGCUCCCGCAAACUAUACUCUCCUGCCCAGGAGAAUCUGUGGCUGGACAGCGUCUCUCUGCUCAUCAAGGACUCCUUUGAGGGAGAGAUGCUGCUGAUUGACAACCUGUCGGGCUCAGUCUUCCACCACUACUCCUCCCCUCCAGUGUGCAAAGACUGCAAGAGUCAUCCUCAAGAGAUCCACAUGGCUGAGCUGGAGCAGGCGUCUCUGCGAUCCGAGCAGCUCUCGGACAAAUCCUCGUCUCCGGCGCUGCCUGAUGACCUCAGCCUGGACGAGCAGAGCAUGUUCCAGCUGGUAGUGAGGGAGAGUAAGGAGGACCGGUGCGGUGGAGAGGAUGCGGCAGCAGGAGGUUGCAGAGGGGUGAUGAGAAGGACGUCUCGGGUACACAGCGCCGGGGCUGAAGACGGUCCUCAGAGGCAACUCCACCACCCUCACACGCCUGCCCGGCAUAGUAUAGGUGGUGCUCCAUGUAGCAGCAGUAGCAGAGGAGAUGAAGGAGUUUCUGGAGGUGUGGGUGACUCCUCCGCUCUUUUCCAUCUCCCUGCAGAGUUCUUCCAUCCAGCAGCAGCAGCCCUGCCAGCACCCCCCAAAGGCCAUGCGGGCCAUAAGCCCAGAGGCCUCAGAAUGACCUCUCCAGCAUCCUGGGCCUCCCUGCGCUCACCUGGAGUCUGCAAACUGCUCACCGCACAAUAUGCCUCUCACAGCGACUCAUCCUUGGCUACGGGCAGUUCGGAGGGAAGCCUACAGACAACCAUGGAGGAAGGACUGAGCUUCAGCGUAUCGUCUCCGCUGGACCCCGACUUUCCACUCCCUUUGCUAGAGCCACUGCCUGACAGGGGCGCUGCUGGGCUUUCCACAGAGACCCUGAGACCGGCCGAUUUGGCUGAAUUUAAUCUCUUAUCCACCAGGGGACACCAGCGCAGCCAGAGCAGCAGCAGCCCUGGAGAAAGCCGACAGGGCUCUAGCCAGGCCAGCAACAGCGAACAGUUAUCCGAGACACUGAGCAGCCUGUCAUUAACAUCGCUGCUUUCGCCCAGCUCUCUAGCGCCCCCUCCAGUGAAGAAGUGCAACAGUACGGGGGAUUUGGGGCAGGGUGCCGUUUCGGCCCGGGGCAGGGAGGCAAAGCAACUGUUUGUGAAGGAUCCUCAGGGUCACCUCGCCACCCCGUGGGUGGAGGGGAGGAAAGGGUCUAGGAAAGAGACAUCGGAAGCAUCGGGAUUCGAAGGAGAAAGUAGAGUAACAGUGGCGUAUUCCAGGAAGAACAGAUGAAACGUUCUUUGUUGUUGUUGUUGUUUCACUCUACAGUCCACCACUCUACCUCUCCGUGUAGGUUUGGUUUUUGGGUUUUUUGGUUUGUCUUUUCUUUUUGGCACGGAGACAUUCGACACGUGAGAUUCCGUACUACAAACCGAAAAACAAAACCUGAUCUCGCUCUGUUCUCUCAAUCUCUCUCUCUCCACUUUCCAAUUUGUAUGCGCUUAUGGAAAUGGUUCCCACCUGUAAUCGAGAGGGCUGUGGAAGAGCAAAUAAGACGAACAAGCGAACGUGGAAUGCGACAAAACUCUUUGAAGAGCCACUAGUGGAUCCCGAUGGCUCGCUCAAAUCAGGGAGUCUGAAUGCAAGAGCAAGAGUUGCAGGAGUCGUUGGCGGAUUAAGCAGUUUUUCAUUCACAUUUUUUCGGAAUUUAAAUCAAAUCUAAAAUCAAGAAGAUUCUAGUAUGUAGCUCAUGCUCAAGAACCAACAACGGGACUGCGGUACAGAACUAUUUUUGCUUCUUGUAGAAAGGGCAUGCACAUGCAAUUAGGAUUAAAGCAUCUUGCAGUGGAAGGUUAUAGAAUCCCAGCUAUAUUCAGCAAUGUUGUGCACAUGCAGUAAAUCGUAGAACGUUAUCGUGUGCUUGCAUGCGUCCGUGUGUGUGUAUGUGUGUUACUGUGUCUCUGUGUGCGUGUCCUCUGUGUGUAUGUGCAAUUGAGGAAAAGGAAGUACCCCAAGGUUUUUCAAGGGCCCAGAGUCAAGGGCCGACUGGCUCUUGUCGGGAGAGUACCCGUCACGGCCAGGCACUACUGAGUGGAGCAGGAUCGGAGUGAUGGGAGGCUCUGGACGAGUCUGACCUGAAAGGAUCAAACAAAUUACGAACUCCAGGUGCAAAGUGAAAAAAGCAAAAAAAAAAAAAAAAAAAGAUACAAAGAUACCCACAAUCUUCUGCAUGAAGGCAUCUUUCUGCAGACAAGCCGAAGUUUUAAACACACCGAACCAUGUGAAGAUGUCAAUGCUGGAUGAUAGCAGUCAGAUUUUUUCUUAGAUAUUUUUAUAAACUGGAUUUGGCGGUAAAGCAAACGGGGGAAUUGGAUAUGUUGUGUUUGCCUUGUCUUUACCCCAUCCCUGAUGUUUCUCCAUCUUAUGUGAAGCUGUUUCCUGCAAGUGACUUCCAGUUUUAUAACUUUGACUAACUUCGGGGGGAGGUUUUAUACACGGGAAGAAAACAACCAUGCAAAAAAAGUGUAUUAUAAAAUGUAGAUUGGAGUAUGUUUGUGUAUUUUGGAGGGAAAAUCUGCCAGAUGCAAAGUAGGACGUGGAAGUUGACGUGGAGCUGGCGCACCACUGAAAGAGGACAUUCUGAAGGAUGAGGUGGAAAUGGAAAGGUACUGUUUGAGAGAAAACUACAUUCUGAAAGCUUUAAUUUGAGUGUCACAUGGCAUUACUAGGUUUAUCAGAUUACACAUUAUCGUUCUCCGGCAUGGUUACUGUACUGGACUCUGUAGAACAUUUCUAGCAGUUUGCACUCGGAUUCGCUCUACAUACCAUCACUAGUUCUUUUGGAUUGACCAGCCACUUGAUUUAUGUACAUUUUAUGUAUCUUUUAAACCUGUAAGUUUGACACUCAAAGCAUUCAAUGAGAAAACAGUGUUUUAGUGUAGUCUACUGUAGCAUUUAGCAUCCCUGAUGUGUUUCCUUGCUAGAAAUCUAGGGAUUUGAAAUUUGGCUUGACCUGUUGAACUUCAUUUGAUCGGUAGUGGUUGUCUGUCCAUAAGAUAUCAUUGACUGACCAGUGUAUAGUAUAUCGACGAUGUUGUGGUAUUUAACCAAAACUGCAUUAGCUCUACUCACAGUGCUUGCGUUAUGCUGGCGAACAUUGAAGUGCUAGGGUUUAUUUAAAAAUAUAAAAGACACAAAUUUGAAGGGCUUUAUCACUUUCCAUGAUCUUUCCAAAUGAUCUUGGAUAUUUUAAGGAUAUUUUAUUCCGCUUAUCAGCAAACAAAACAUUGAAGGUUAUACAGACUGAUGCAGCAAUAAGGUAUGGCUUCGGAUGCCCUUGAUAUGCCUAAAUAAUAUUUCUGUAUUUUACAAUAGUAGAAUAUAUGGCUUAACCUAACAAAUCAUUUUCCUUAUGGACUGCCACCGGUUCCGAUGAAAUAAAUGAGGUCAUUUAGAACUCAGGGCCUUGGAACAUACCACUAACAAAUGCUCUGGUUUUUCAGAGCUUGAGCAUUAUGGGAAAUUAUGGGGACAUUUGUGAGUGCUUGAGUUGAGACACCUCCUUUAAUGCCCUGAUCUCAUAAGCUUACAUCAGUGUAUCAUGAAUAUGGCACAACACUGGCACCAACUGACCACUACACAGAGAUUGGCCCAAUCUUGCGACAUAAAACAAGUAGUUUUGCCUCAUCCACAAUCCUCCAUCCUUACAGUUUGUUAGCAUACUACUGUAGAGCUGUGCUAGUGCUAAUGCUAAUUCCCACUUUAGCCAUUGCACAAUAGCCAUUGCUUUAUUCUUAGCCGUAGCCAAACCUGUCUCUGUCAGUCUAAAUCAGUCUUAAAUCUGAACAAAACAGUAAGAUGCUAUGGACGAUGCUGGGUGUCAUGUCAUGUUUAUGAAAGGCUUAUGUAAGGUUAAGGGUUAAGCGGCUAAUGGCGUAGAGUGUUAGAUGAGGUUUUCAUUUUUAUUACCAGGCACUCCAGGAUGACGUGUAUGGUUUCUGAGGUGAACGUAUGUACAUAACUUUGUAUAUUGAACUGCAUGUGUGCUAUGCUACCAAUGACAAUGAAACCUUCAUGCAUUUUCGAGAGUCUGAGGGUGAGAAAGUUUUCCUUCGAUUCUUUUUUUGCACCCUAGAAGUCUUCCUUGUUUUACUUGGAGCUGAAGCAGUGUUGACGUGCAGCCCUCGCUUCCCAGCACAAUUGACUGUGUAUGUGUACUACAUUUCCAACAAGGUGGCUAUGAUUAGCCAUGGCUUGAACCCUCAAAACCAAACUAGCCCUUAUCUGUGGUUUAAACUCCAACAUCUUCAAACUGUGCUUGUCCAAUAUUUGUCACGGAGGACUGCUGUUUUAUUUAAUGUUUAAGGUUUUAUUCCCUAAAAUAUUCUAUAGACCAAGCUAUUGAAAGGUUUUUAAGGAGUGUUUGGUGCUUUAAUUUAAACAAUAUUCGCCAUAUUUCAACAUGCCCACUUUCAUGAGAUUCAUGUUUUUCUUAUUCAGAAAUUGCUUAGGGAAAUUGAUAGAGGAUGCCGAUUCAGAUUCAGAGACAACAUGCUUAAAACGAGGUACUAAAGACUAGUUUAUACUUCUGCAUCAAACCUACGGCGUAGCCUACGCAAAUAUAGCAAGAGCGCAUUCAUACUUUAGCAUGCACGUAUCUGCGUCACUCUGCAGUUUAAACCACAAAGGCGGGAACGUGUAGGCGGGAACGUGAGGCCCGGUGGACCAAUCACAGCUGUGGCUGUCUGUGCUGCACGAUGCAUAGUUACAUUUCCAGGGAGGAGCGCAGCGAGCUACGGCAUAGGCUAUAGGGUAAAAUCGACACAUAAUUAUAAAUUGCCUUUAACUAGAAAAAUGUCAGAUGCUAACAUGGACAUAUCAUAUUCGGAUCAUAGACGUUGCUAAUGAGGAGCCAGACACUGACUUAUUAAUUAUGAAUAGAAGUUCUUAUAAUGCUUAAAGCUCAGUGUCUGAAGUCCCACCCUUCAGCAAUAAGAGCCUAUCAGCUUGCUGGUGAUGUUGAGAGUGUGGAGAUCUGUGCAAGUGCAGUAGCCAUAUCAAGCAAAAAAAAAAAAAAAACAUUUUUUUU
This is a messenger RNA of Astyanax mexicanus (Mexican tetra), 10165 nucleotides long. It is a transcript of the gene cacna1ia, whose product is annotated as calcium voltage-gated channel subunit alpha1 Ia. Bases 22 to 6369 code for a protein of 2115 amino acids. Gene Ontology annotation, biological process: calcium ion transmembrane transport; neuronal action potential; membrane depolarization during action potential. The transcript has 35 exons. The record is from RefSeq and is a predicted model, not a curated record. Lineage: Eukaryota; Metazoa; Chordata; Actinopteri; Characiformes; Acestrorhamphidae. Gene Ontology annotation, cellular component: voltage-gated sodium channel complex; neuron projection; plasma membrane. Gene Ontology annotation, molecular function: low voltage-gated calcium channel activity; voltage-gated sodium channel activity.